Molecule: messenger RNA, 2941 nt
Organism: Pogonomyrmex barbatus (red harvester ant)
Lineage: Eukaryota; Metazoa; Arthropoda; Insecta; Hymenoptera; Formicidae
Product: Extracellularly regulated kinase 7
Biological process (GO): protein phosphorylation
Molecular function (GO): ATP binding; MAP kinase activity
Source: RefSeq, a predicted model, not a curated record
AGCGUAUGUAUGUACAAUGUUAAUGCUCGAUCUAUUUAUAAUACAUCCAUGCAGGCGACAUCACUGGCCGUGGACACGGUCGCCUCGGCAACUGCCAUCAAUUCUGUAAACAAAGGCACGCAUUGUCGUGCCAAGGGUCGCAUGAAAAAAGAGUUCCUCGAUCGGGGGUCGCCUGCCCGAUGUGCAAAGAUGUGAAUACGCUGCGACGGCUCGCACUUCUUUUCGCGUUCGCUCUAAGAGGCUGUUCCACGUGCGAAGGUCCUUCGCUUCGGGAUCACGUUUCAAGCGACUUGUGGAUUCCGUCGACGGCGUUGUGGCUGCGACAAUGUCGGAGAAAAAAACUGCGGAGAAGGUCUCCGAGAUUGACGCGCACAUCAACAAACAGUACGACAUCGUGCGACGUCUCGGCAAAGGGGCUUACGGUAUAGUGUGGAAGGCGAUCGAAAGGAAAAAGAAGAAUACCGUUGCGGUAAAGAAGAUCUUCGAUGCUUUUCGAAAUCAGACGGAUGCGCAGCGUACGUUCCGCGAGAUUAUGUUUCUACUGUCGUUCGCCAAUCACGAGAACAUUAUAAAGCUAAUUGGACUGCACAAGGCGGACAACAAUCGGGACAUUUAUCUCGUUUUCGAGUACAUGGAAACCGAUCUUCACAACGUCAUCAAGCGGGGCAACAUCCUUAAGGACAUCCACAAGGUCUUCAUUAUGUACCAACUUUUUAAGGCGGUCAAGUACAUACACUCAGGCAAUGUUAUCCACAGGGAUUUGAAGCCAUCCAACGUACUUUUAAAUGCACAAUGCCAUUGCAAGAUUGCGGAUUUUGGUUUGGCACGAUCGGUUACACAAAUUGGAGAGGGUGACGGCGAGGCAGGAAGUGAUCCAACUUUGACAGAUUAUGUCGCCACUCGAUGGUAUCGCGCACCGGAGAUUCUUAUAGCUUCAAAGAGAUACACGAAAGGAAUAGAUAUGUGGUCCUUAGGCUGUAUUUUUGGCGAGAUGUUACUCGGGAAACCGCUCUUUCCCGGUUCAUCGACGAUAAAUCAAGUUGAGAGAAUAAUGGCAACUUUGCCUCCACCGACAGACAAAGAUCUAAUGUCGGUUAGCGCCGGUUAUGGAAGUAAUUUGUUGGAGAAGACACCCAAUGGGCCCAGACGAACUUUGAAAGAUUUGUUACCGGAAGUGUCGGAAAAAGCCUUGGACCUUAUUAGCAAUUUGAUAGUCUUUAAUCCUUCGCAACGACUUACCGCAGUUAAAGCGCUGGAGCAUCCAUACGUUGCUGAUUUUCAUAGAAGAGGAAAUGAACCAGAAAGGGGUUCCAGCGUGGUACCUUUGUUGAGUGAUGAUGUGCAACUUUCAGUUGACGAAUAUAGGAAUAAACUUUAUGCAAUGAUGGACGAGAAGCAUCGGAAACACAAAAAUAUGCCAAAAUCCAGACUGCGGCAAAUGUCUGAAAGCAUCAAGAAAGAAACUAAUAAUAGUAAGAGCAAUCCGAUGAUCGGCCAAGCAUGUUCGUUAUUGUCAAAUAAGAAGAUAAUCAGAUCAUCUCAAAGUGACAAUAUUGAGCGCGUCACAGGAACACAGAUGAUAAAUAAUUCCAUAGAAACACCGAUGCAAGAAACAAAUUCCCGACAUAAUGUUAGGAACGUGGCGACACAAUAUGCUUGUAACUUGACAAAUGGCUGCCUAGGAAACGCACCCUCAUCGACGGGUAAAAGUUGCUUCUACUUUAAUCACCAGCAGCACUCGCAGCUGUCAAAGUUCCAGCGUCCCAUUCAAUCGGAUCAAAUAGCCAUGCACGACACCGGAGGCAGAUCUUACCAGCCAGCAGCAACGACACGACACGCCAAGCCACUAAGAGCCUGCAGACAGCAGAAUCUCGUGCAGGCGUCCAGACCGUUCGCUCCAGCGUCCGCCAAUUGCGACGAUUAUCGGCUUAAAGCGACGCCGGAUGCGAAAGUGAUCAGGAUCAGCGACAGUUCGAGCGACGUCAGACGGCCCAGCAACACCACCAGGAACAUCAUCAGAACCCAUCAGGAUAUUAGGACGACCGCGGGAGAUGGAAUUGGGAGUCCGCGAUCGCCAUAUCAGAGUCACUAUCCGCAGGCCAUCCGCAACUAUCUGAAUCAGACGAUGCCGACGUUGCAGCAACAUUCCCAGGCGCGAAGUCGCGCAUCUUGCCGUGGUAGAGACAGCCUCGUCAACAACAACAACAACAACAACAACAACAAGUCGUUUGCUAUCGCGGAUCACACCGCUAACAAUCGCGUGAAGAGCGCGGCGCGCAAUCAAGGGGGCAGAUUACACGCGAGGCAGAGCUUCGACGCCAACUAUGCCGGUCAGAGGAGAUCGUCGACGACGUACGACAGGUCGAAGUUCCUCAACAGCCAUAGCCAGAGCUACGGCGUCAUAGCGGAGUCGGUUUAUAAGAAUCUCUGUAAUGGGACUAUAGGCUAGGCUAGGCGUACAGUGGGCCUCGCGAAGAAUAGAAAAGAUGAUGAUUAGGGCGAGAUAAUCGCGGCGAUGAUCGCUUCCCUUAUUCUUUCGAGAUCGAAGCGUGCGAAUCGUGGACAUUGGUUUCUCUCAUAACAUAAUUUUCACGCGUGAUGCGAUAUCUCGAAGAUCUUUUGCGCGCUACGAAUUCGCGAAACGGAAUCCGAAUAAAUCAGCGAUCGAAGCAUCUUUUAAUUUAGGUAGAUGUAAUACAGCAAUCUCGAAGAACGUGUAUUUCCUUUUUAAUUUGAUAGUAAUUUACAUUUAAUCGAAAAUUCCCUUUUGAACAUUCGUCUUCGAACGCAAACAAACUUUACGACAAAAUUGAGAAAAGUUUAAGUUAAGGCUCUUGCUGGCUUAUUGCUAUUCUUAUCUGAAUUAAUGGUGUCAAAAGUGGAAAAACUUAAUGAAAAUUCUUGCAAGGUACAUUACAAUGGAAAUAUUUUCUGAUAAAAU